This is a messenger RNA of Eptesicus fuscus (big brown bat), 1797 nucleotides long. RefSeq names its product smoothelin like 1 (gene SMTNL1). NCBI's taxonomy places the organism in Eukaryota, Metazoa, Chordata, Mammalia, Chiroptera, Vespertilionidae. Gene Ontology annotation, cellular component: microtubule organizing center; filamentous actin. The record is from RefSeq and is a predicted model, not a curated record. The coding region runs from base 110 to 1555 and encodes 481 amino acids. Gene Ontology annotation, biological process: actin cytoskeleton organization. Gene Ontology annotation, molecular function: protein binding. The transcript has 8 exons.
GGCAGGGACAGAAGCACUGGGGGCUAGAGGCCUCUGGCAGCCAGGAGUGAGGCUGCUCAGCUAGAAGAAGGAGACAGCUCCCAAGGCCCCGGGCAGUGGCCCCCCAGAGAUGGAGCAGAAGGAAGAGAAGCCCUCUGAGGAUGGGACCACUGUCUCCCCAACCCCAGGGACCUCAGGGACGCCAGGAGGUGACACCUCUGCAGGGGAGGAGGCCAAAGGCACCAGCACCGCCACAGAGGGGCCUCCGGAUGGGGCAGGAAAGCAGGAAAGAGCUCCAGCUGAGGGUGGUGCAUCAGCUGAUUUCCAGGGGGAAGCCAAUGGGUUGGAUGAGGUCAAGGUGGAGUCCAAAGUGGAGGCUGAACUUCCAAAGGAGGACAGUGGGAAGGAAGAGACCAAAAAGGCUCCUCAGGAGAUGACGGGUGGGAAAGAAGAGACAAACUCUGAACCCAAGGAGGCCGAGGGAAAGGAGGGGACGGUGUUGGCCACGGAGAAGCAGAAGGCUGAGGAAAAAGCGGCCACGCCCGAAUCCAGGGAGAAAGCCGAUGUGGAGGACCAGGCCAAAGCUGAGCUGAAGCAGGGCGCUGGGGAGCAGGAGGCCGGGGCUGGGUCCAGGGAGGCUGAUGGGGAGCAGGAGGCCACGACAGCCUCUCUGGAGGAGAGCGCCGAGACGGAGGAGCCCAAGGCUGAAGCCCAGGCGAAAGCCAGUGCCCCAGAGGCCACGUCGGACUCUGAGAAGAAGGCUGCUCUGGAAGAUGAGGCCCAGGCUGAGCCACAGGACAGUGACCUGAGGGAGGAGGUGGAGUCAGGCGGUCCCAAUGCAGAGCAGGAUCAGGGUGCGGAGAAAGAGUCGGAGGAAGGAGCAGGGGUGAGUCCCAGCUCCCCCGAGGAAUGGCCCGAGAGCCCCACGGAGGAGGGUCAAGGCCUCAGCCCAGAGGGGUUGGGCCCAGACACCACAGCUUCUGGAGAGACCAGUCCCUCAGCCAGUGAGUCUUCACCCAGCGAGGUGCCCCAGAGUCCCACGGAGCCCCCUCCCUCACAGGAGAAGAAGAAGGAGAAGGCACCGGAACGCAGGGUGACAGCCCCUGCCCGGCCCCGGGGGGCCCGUGCGCAGAACCGCAAAGCCAUCGUGGACAAGUUUGGAGGGGCAGCCUCGGGCCCCACGGCCCUGUUCCGGAACACGAAGGCAGCCGGGACAGCCAUCGGCAGCGUCAAGAACAUGCUCUUGGAGUGGUGCAGGGCCAUGACGAGAAACUACGAGCACGUGGACAUUCAGAACUUCUCGUCCAGCUGGAGCAGCGGCAUGGCCUUCUGCGCCCUCAUCCACAAGUUCUUCCCCGAUGCCUUUGACUACGCCGAGCUGGACCCCUCCAAGCGCCGGCACAACUUCACCUUGGCCUUCUCCACCGCAGAGAAACUGGCCGACUGUGCCCAGCUGCUGGAGGUGGAUGACAUGGUGCGCUUGGCAGUGCCUGACUCCAAGUGCGUCUAUACCUACAUCCAAGAGCUGUAUCGCUGCCUAGUGCAGAAGGGACUGGUGAAGACCAAGAAGAAAUGAGGAGCCGACCGACCCUGUGGGCAGGGUGCCCAGCUGACCAGCCACGGCCCAAGGCUCCCUUCCGCUCCAGAGACAAGAGAGCCGGGGCUUGGGCAAAGGCAGGUGGUACCAGUCUUAAUGCAUUAAAGGUACUUUUGUAAAAUCCUGUCUGGCCCUCAGUGCUCCCUCCCUAUCCCAGCCAGGAACCUGUCCCUCUCUGGGACAAUAAACCCUGGCUGCCAGGAUUCCUCAGCUGACAUUUC